Messenger RNA from Manihot esculenta (cassava), 2980 nucleotides. Its product is annotated as zinc finger CCCH domain-containing protein 30. The transcript is spliced from 2 exons. Gene Ontology annotation, molecular function: metal ion binding; protein binding. Lineage: Eukaryota; Viridiplantae; Streptophyta; Magnoliopsida; Malpighiales; Euphorbiaceae. Bases 360 to 2546 code for a protein of 728 amino acids. The record is from RefSeq and is a predicted model, not a curated record.
AAGCAGAAGGCAUAGGAAUUGGUGAUGGAAGACGAAGAAGAGACUCUUCUUUUUCCCUCUAUUUCUCUCUCUCUCUCUCUCUCUCUCUCAAAUAGUAAAUAUUCCUUCUUGCUCUUUCUACCGCAAAUUUUCUCGGGAAAAUAUUCGGUGAAGGAGGUUUAAGUGACUAGUCCUAUAUAGAUCUGUGAAACUUGUCUUUGCUUUUUCGUAGCUGAACUAAGUGAGCGGUUAGAUUCUCUUGCAACCUUAAAAAACAUUGCUUGCUUCUUUUCUGUGACUGGUACUUUUGAUCAAUUAUCUGCAGGUUGAGUAUAAUGCGCUAGUUUUCAGUUUCAGUUGUACUUCUAGCAAAUGAAAGUAUGUGCUAUGGAUGGGAGAGGUUGAAGCUCUCGCCGUCUCCAAUAGCGCAUUUGAUUUCUUUUGAAGAAAGUAGGCAAACCAACAUAGACAUGAAUCAGUUAACUGUUGAGACUGAAGAUACUUUUGCAAGCUUGCUUGAGCUUGCAGCUAAUAAUGAUGCUGAGGGCUUUAAGAGAUCAAUUGAACGGGACCCGUUGUGUGUUGAUGAGGUUGGAAUAUGGUAUAGUCGUCAGAAAGGCUCCAAGCAAAUGGUUAACCAACAUAGAACCCCGUUGAUGGUCGCUGCAACUUAUGGUGCUGUUGAUGUUAUAAGGAUGAUUCUUUCUCUAUCGGAUGCUGAUGUCAAUCGAUCUUGUGGCCUAGAUAAGAGUACUGCCCUUCAUUGUGCUGUGUCUGGUGGGGCAGUGAAUGCUGUUGAUGCUGUGAAACUGCUUUUAGCAGCAGGUGCGGAUCCCAAUUUGGUGGAUGCUAAUGGUCAUCGUCCAAUUGACGUUAUUGCUGUUCCACCAAAGCUCCAAGAUGUGAAAUAUACUCUUGAAGAACUUCUUGCUGCUGAUGGUUCUGCAUUUGAGCGCAAUCCGAGGGUUUCUGGAGCUACCUCGAAUUCAAAUUCUCCACCUCUUUCACCUUCUGUGGAAAAUGGCUCUUCACCGUCCUCAUUAGAGUCUCCGGUGAAGUCAAAGCAAAAUGAUGCACCUGUUUACUCCACGUCAGAGAAAAAGGAAUACCCAAUUGAUCCAUCUCUGCCAGACAUCAAGAACAGUAUAUAUUCAACUGAUGAAUUCCGAAUGUAUUCAUUCAAGGUGCGGCCCUGCUCCCGUGCCUAUUCUCAUGAUUGGACCGAGUGCCCAUUUGUUCAUCCAGGGGAAAAUGCUCGAAGGAGGGAUCCUAGGAAGUUCCAUUACAGUUGUGUUCCAUGUCCAGAUUUUCGGAAAGGGGCUUGUAGACGAGGAGAUAUGUGUGAGUAUGCUCAUGGAGUUUUUGAGUGCUGGCUUCAUCCUGCGCAAUACAGAACCCGGCUAUGCAAAGAUGGUACAAGUUGUGCUAGGAGAGUUUGCUUCUUUGCCCACACUGUGGAUGAACUCCGUCCAUUAUAUGUAUCCACUGGUUCUGCUGUUCCCUCUCCUCGCUCAAGCACUUCAAGUGCUACUGCAAUGGAUUUUGGUGCAGCCAUGAGCCUCUUGCCAGGUUCACCUUCUUCAGUAUCAAUUAUGUCUCCUUCGCCCUUCACUCCACCCAUGUCUCCAUCUGGCACUGGCAUGUCACAUUCUUCUGUGGCUUGGCCCCAACCAAAUGUCCCAGCCUUACAUCUUCCUGGAGGCAAUCUUCAGUCCAGUCGCUUGAGAUCUUCCUUUAAUGCUAGAGACAUCCCGGCUGAAGAAUACAGCAGGAUGCCGGAUUUUGAUGUGCAGCAGCAGCAGCUCCUAAAUGAGUUAUCCAGUCUCACACAACCAUCAUUGAGUAAUAACUCUUUGAGCCAUUCUGGUCGCUUGAAAACCCUAACCCCUUCUAACCUUGAUGAUCUCUUUUCUGGUGAGAGCUCUUCUCCUCGGUAUGCUGAUCAAGCUUUGUCUGCAGCUGUUUUCUCUCCAACUCACAAGUCUGCGGUUCUCAAUCAAUUCCAGCAGCAAAGCAUGUUAUCACCAAUCAACACAAAUUUUUCUCCUAUAAAUGUUGAUCACCCUCUGUUGCAGGCCUCUUUUGCAUCCGGCAGAAUGUCACCUCGAAAUGUGGAACCCAUUUCGCCUAUGAGCCCUCGAUUGUCCAUGUUGGCUCAACGUGAAAAACAGCAACAGCAGCUACGUAGCCUUAGUUUUAGGGAAAUAGGCUCCAAUGCAGCUGCCACUGUUGGCUCCCCAGUAAGUUCCUGGUCAAAAUGGGGUUCUUCAGAUGGGAAACCAGACUGGACUGUUAGUGCUGAUGAGUUGGGUAAGCUUCGUAGAUCAAAUUCAUUUGAGCUUGGUAAUGGGGAGGAGCCUGAUCUAUCAUGGGUGCAAUCACUUGUUAAAGAAUCUCCGACUGAGAUGAAGGAAAAGUUGGCCAUGCCCAUUUCCACUAGUGUUGCAGCUAGUGCCUCUUCAAGUGAGGAUCUGAAUAUGAACUCCCAAAUCGAAUCAGUUGAUCAUGUAGUUGGGGCGUGGAUUGAGCAAUUGCAUAUUGAUCAGCUUGUGGCUCAGCAAAAUUGAAAUCAAUUCUGCAGAGUCCUGAGACACUGAAACAGGCAAGAUUUUGGUAGAUAAUUUCAUGUGUUUUCGGAUUUUGUUGUUAGCGGUGUUGAAGGUAAGGUAACACUAACAACAGAAGGUGGGAAAGUGAGAAAAAGUCACUUUGGAAAGGAAAAAAAUAUUCAUUCGCCAUUUUAUUGUUACAGCAGAAGUUAGAGAAAAAGAAAAGGUGGUAUAACCUUCUGGGUUAGAAUCAAAAGAAAUUGAGCUCAAUCUAGGUAUAUUUUUUUUUCUUCAAAUAUUUUCAAAUAUUAGAUUUCUAUUAUUCUCAUUUUUUCAACCUUUCUAUGAUGAGCAACAUGUUAAAGUUACACUGUAACUAAAUAGCAAAUGUUUGUCACCUCUUGUAUUUUUCUAUGACCUUAAAAUUCAAUGGAGUCAUGAGUUUUAAGUAA